Bactrocera tryoni is the source of this 2247-nucleotide messenger RNA. RefSeq lists its product as uncharacterized. The record is from RefSeq and is a predicted model, not a curated record. Bases 581 to 2071 code for a protein of 496 amino acids. NCBI's taxonomy places the organism in Eukaryota, Metazoa, Arthropoda, Insecta, Diptera, Tephritidae. The transcript has 4 exons.
CGAGGCCACAUCUCACGCAGCAACUGCGUAACGCACUCGAUAUAUAGCGAAAUUCUGUUUUGUGAUUACGUCCAUAAUUUUGUAUUUUUGCACGCUUGUUCGGUCGUUCGCUUGGCUGGUGCGCCCGGUCGAGCUCUGUACCCGAGGCUUGGACUCACUCAGCUGUCUCUUUCGUUAUACACUUCACUGGCCUCGCUUUAUCGACGUGUUGGUGCCGCUCUUCGGUGACGACGCCACACAUCUAUUAUGUGCUACGAGUUUCGCGUUGUGGAGCUUGUUCGGUCUGUUUUCUGGUGUAUGACACUCAGUCGCUCGUCGGGUUCCCUGUAAAUUUCACGUGUUUGGUCUGGUUUUGCAACAGUUUGCCGGUUUUUUGCUUUUAGCUUGUGUUGUUAUUGUUGUGUGUUUACCGAAUACUUGCUUUGCAUUUUUAUUAUCGCGCGUGUUUGUGACUUUGCAUUUGCUUUUGCGCUCGCCAGACGAGACGACAGACGAGCUCUAGCCAGAGUGUUGGAGUUUGGAAGAAGUACAGUUGCGGACCUGCCCUUCUGACUUUGGGUUCACAUUUUUGGAAGGAGUUAUGAAAAAUAUGGAAGAAUCAUCAGCUGUAAGAACAUAUUUUCUAAAGGAAAGACAAAAUAAAAGUUAUAAUGUUGACAAAUUAAUUGAGGAACAAAUGCCUGUCAGAAAGUUAAUGAAGAAAUCGGUGCCCUCUAAGCAAACAAACCCGGUCUUCCAUAAUCAAUACACUCCCACACGUUAUGAACGCGAACGCGCCACAAUGAAGAACAAGCCGCGCAAGGUGCUCAAUCUGGAAGAGCGCGUGCUGGCCAUACGCCUGUACCAAGAGAAGCCGGUCUACCAGCGUGUGGCGUCCGUCUUCAAGUGCAGUUGGGAGCAAGUACGCAAUGUAAUCGCCAAUCGCGACGACAUACUGCGCUAUUAUGGCGAAUGUCAGACUGUGACGCACAAGGACACGCCACAAUAUGCGCGCAACAAGAAAAUCAACUUUCUCGGCAAUGUCACAUACGAGUUUGUGCGACGCGCCCACUACCACCGCAGCGCGACGCUCAACGAUGAGACAUUGCGACAGCGUGCGCUCAAACUACGCGACAUCCUGCAGAUCGAACAGUUUCAUCCGAAUAAGGCAUGGUUGGCCGAUUUCAAGAAGGUCUACAAUGUGGAGUGGCAAAAUUUGGACGCGCUGAUUAUAUGCGGUGUACCGCCGCGUUCGCUAGACAACAAGGAUUUGAUCGAAUACUGUACGCGCAUGGUGUCGAAAGCACAGUCGCUAAUAGGUAAAAUGCCCAAACCGCUGUCAAAGAAGGAGAGUUCGCAACUCUACCAUACGGAUGAUGCGGAGUAUGAGUCGGCCAGUAGUGGUGGCGACAUUGAUGUUGGUGUUGGUAUUGAGGGUAGUUUCGAUGACAACGCAUCCGAUUCGAUGUACGCUGAGCAAUACGAUGAUGUGCCUGUGGUGAAUGAAAUUGACGAUUUUUCCGGCACUUAUUUAGACACACCCGACAACGAUGAUGAGGGCUUUAAUGGUUUUGAGUCAGAGCCAGCAGGCACCAACAACCAUUACGCUAACACUGUGGAAACAGCAACAUACGAUUUACCACGUACCAGCGUAAGUCACGAGGCUGCGGCGCCCACAGAAAUAACAGCGGAACCCGCUUUGCUAGCCGAAGUGCAGAUUAAGCAGGAGCGACGCAGUCGCAGUCGUAGCCGCAGUCCACCAUUGCUAUCGCCAUUGACCGUGACAAGUGGCACGAGCACGAGCGCCACGACAGCGGGUGGUGGUGGUGGUGGUGGUGCUGGCGUCAAAGGCAAGCACUCACCUACAACAACACCAAACACAAUAACAAAUAGUGACGAGUCAAAUAGCAAGCGUUUGAAAACAGACGCGGUGACCACUUAUGCGGAGGCAUUGCGCAAUAUGUGCCCUUUAGAGGACUUCGCGACGCAGCAAGAGGAUUUUCAGGCAAUAAACUUGCUUAUGCAAUUGGCGCGCGUCUUCGAGAAGGGCGCCAAACGCAGCACAGCACAAAGACGAAUUCAUAAUUCGUAAUUAAGACAUUUGAAAUGAUAAAGAAGUUAUAAUAAAUAUGUAUGUUAGCACAUUUAAGCGUACAAGCGUAUGUAAAUAUGUUAGUUUGAGACUCUCUCUGUAGUUAUAGCGUGGAUUAAGUGAUGCAUAAUAACUUAAUGUACAAUAAAAAUACAAAUUAAUUAGCCCACAAUUAA